AUGACUGGCAUUUCGAAAGUUGACCCUCCCGACUGCAGGAUGGUCAACACCGGAGAUGGUCCGUAUUUACCCCUUUUCCAGCCCAAAAUCAAAGUUCAGAAAGAAGUAUCCAGAGCUCUGCAGAUAGAAACGCCUCGCUUGAAUCAACUAAUGCGGCAACAAAAUCUAAUUUGAAUAUCGAUAAAUUCCUCGAAAGGUCGAAUGAAUGAAAUAUUUUGUCAAAAUGGAUUAAUUUAAGGCUCGUUAACAUUGGAAAACCCGGCACUGGAUUCACGACAACAAUAGCAGAACACGUGAGGAUCAAUACUUUCGAUUUGAAAGGAAAAACAUAAAACUCAGAGGAAUUUUAUUUUUUCAAUUUUUUUUAUACCUUCGUUCGUUCAAUUGAAUCUUCUCAAAUCCAUAGAAAGUUACAAUUUAUUGAAUAGACAGUCUAAAAAGAGAAAAAAGAGUGGCUCCCGUUUGAACUCGAGUUCCCCGCCAUGGCGAGCCAAAAAUCGCGUCGCACACGCAACGCUGCACGCUUGCCAAUCACGUCUUUCAAUUCGGGAACGAUUGACAAUACUUUGCGACUGCAAUCUUUGUUCUUCGAUCUCGAAAUAGUCUACACUAGCUUCAAAAAGUGACUGUGAAGUGGUUUCUGAAAGCUCAGACGGGAACGCGGCCGCUUGUUGAAAUCGGAGAGAUGUGAAAUUUUGGCAGGAGAUCACGGAACUGCUCGUGGAGAUGAAGCAUCUGUUCCAUCGACAGCCGAUGAUGCUGGAGAUCAAGGCGCCGUUGACCAUCUGCGGCGACAUCCACGGCCAGUUCGGCGACCUCAUGAGAAUCUUCAACUCGGUCGGUUUCCCGCCGACAGUGAACUUCCUCUUUCUCGGCGACUACAUCGACCGCGGCUUGUGGAGCUUAGAAACAAUCCUCUUGCUCUUUUGCAUCAAGGUAUGUUUCUUAGGAAGCUCUUUUUGUAGUAAAUAUUCAUGAAAAGUGAGAGGUUCGGCAAAACCUGGCCGGAAAUUUUCAUUUUUGAGGUUUAUAAGAAAGAAGAAGUACACUGGAGAAAAAUAACCGAAAGCUGUUCAACUGAAAGUUCUCUAUAAGGAAACUUAACGACCGUUAUUUCCAUUUUCAAUUCCAUCAUCUAUAUCUAAUAACUUCGCUGAGUUUUUCCAUGUGCUUGAACUUUUUUUAUAACACCAAAAAAAUUAUAAUUACAAAACUAGUUGAAGAACUUUUCUGCAGUACAAAUACCCCGAGAACUUCCACAUGCUGCGCGGGAACCACGAGACGAGGCUGGUCAGCCGCAUCUACGGCUUCUACGAAGACAUCACGAAGCGGUGGGGCAAGCCCAUCCUGUGGGAGUCCUUCAACGACGUCUUCGACAUGAUGCCGCUUUCGGCGCUCGUCUCCGGAAGGAUUCUCUGCAUGCACGGCGGUCUCUCCGCGGAACUCCUAGCCAGUCCGACGCUCGACGUCCUCAAUAAGCCGACCAGGCCUCAACACGUCAGUUGCGGAGUCUGAGCCCCUUGUCAAGGCUUUCAGGAUCCGCCGAAUCCGUCGCUGGCUCUCGAUUUACUCUGGUCCGACCCACAUAUUCGGACCAAGGGAUUUAAGAGCAAUAUUCGGUAUUUCUUUUCGCUGUAAAUUGAGGUUUUGUCGUUUCCAGAGGCUGCAGUUGUACGUUUGGCCCCGACGUUGUGAGUCAAGUGUGCGAGAAGUUUAAGAUCGACCUCAUAGUUCGAGCUCACCAGGCAAGGAUAACUGAUUCCUUUUCUUCCAUCAGUGCUGAGUAUGAAUGAUGGAGUUGAGGUGGUACAAGACGGAUACGAAUUCUUCGCCAAUCGCAAGCUUGUGACGCUCUUCUCUGCUCCUCACUACUGCGGCCAGUUCGACAACGCCGCCGCCGUCAUGAACAUCACCAACGAGCUCUGUUGCUCGUUCAAGGUCGGUGUCCCCUCGUCGCGCUUUUCCCGUUUUCAUUUUUAGAUCCUCCGUCCGAUAUUUCCUGGACGUGUCGUCGUCGCCAAGCCUACCGACGUCACGUGUUACAAGCAACUUUGA
Messenger RNA from Caenorhabditis auriculariae, 2055 nucleotides. Lineage: Eukaryota; Metazoa; Nematoda; Chromadorea; Rhabditida; Rhabditidae. The record is from the annotation of a GenBank genome assembly.